Messenger RNA from Lynx canadensis (Canada lynx), 3426 nucleotides. RefSeq names its product Fas associated via death domain (gene FADD). The record is from RefSeq and is a predicted model, not a curated record. Gene Ontology annotation, molecular function: protein binding. Gene Ontology annotation, biological process: signal transduction; regulation of apoptotic process. The transcript is spliced from 2 exons. Bases 49 to 696 code for a protein of 215 amino acids. NCBI's taxonomy places the organism in Eukaryota, Metazoa, Chordata, Mammalia, Carnivora, Felidae.
GGGCUGGGCCGGGCCGGGCCGGGCCGGGCCCCACCGUGGCCCGCCGCCAUGGACCCGUUCCUGGUGCUGCUGCACUCGGUGUCGGCCGGCCUGUCGAGCAGCGAGCUGACCGAGCUCAAGUUCUUGUGCCAGAGCCGAGUGGGCAAGAGGAAGCUGGAGCGCGUGCAGUGCGGCCUCGACCUCUUCUCCGUGCUGCUCGAGCAGAACGAGCUGGACCGCGAGCGCACCGGGCUGCUGCGCGAGCUGCUCGCCUCCCUGCGGCGCCAGGACCUGCUGGGGCGCCUGGACAGCUUCGAGGCGGGCGCGGCGGCCGAGGUCUCGUCGGAGGAGCGAGACCUGCGUGCAGCGUUCGACAUCAUAUGUGACCACGUGGGGAAGGACUGGAGAAGGCUGGCCCGCCAGCUUCGAGUGUCUGACGCCAUGAUCGAUGCCAUCGAGGAGAAGUAUCCCCGCAAUCUGACAGAGCAGGUGAGGGAGUCGCUGAGAGUCUGGAAGAACAUCCACAAGGAGGACCCGGCUGUGUCCCACCUGGUGAGGGCGCUCAGGGCCUGCCAGCUGAACCUGGUGGCCGACCUCAUCGAGGACGAUCAGCAGGCCCGGAGCCUCGAGAGCGAGACCAGUCGAGGUGGCGGCACCGGCACCGUGUCCCUGACGUCACGGGACUCAGAUAGGCCGUCCUCGGGGGUCCCCUGGUGACCCAGCGGCUCUUCCCCGGGGGCCUGGGGGCAUCGGCACAGCCCGAACUUUGGUUCCCCUGCCAAGCUUGACCACGUGCCUUCCGCGUGCCAGUGCCGUGAAGUCCUAGCCGUGAGCCGGGACGAGGGACCCAGCGCUCAAGGCCCAGAGUGGCGUCUCCAUCAGAGCUGGCAUUCACUGAGCAUUUGCUGUGUGCCAGACGGGACUUGGGCGCGUACAGAUGCUUUCAUUCGUUCCUCAUGAUUGCCCCAGAGAGGGGGAGUCUGUUGUCCCAUUAAAUGAGGCCCUGCGGGAGGAAGUUUGGGAUCCACACCCAGCACACAGAGGGACAUAAAAGUCAGCGUUAUCACUGUCGUCACCAUACAGGUGGGGGGACAGUGCCGAGGCCAGCGGCCGGGCGGUCGGCAGCCGUGGGAAAGCAGGGAGCUGAGCCGGGGCCGUGAGGCUCCAGCGUUCACACGGGCCCACAGGGUCAUUCUGUUGCUCCCAGAGCCGGCCAGAGGCUUUGAGGCCGUCAGCGUAGACCCGUGUACCCGGACAGGUGGCGUGGGGAAAGCUGGUGGGCUCGUGGCCCUUGCGUGUGUCAAGGGACAGCAAGGCUUAUGAGGACGGCCGGGAAUAACACUGUUAAGUGCUCAGGGGUGAUCGGUACAGAGUCCGUGCUCUACAGAUGUUAGUUCUUAGAAGUAUUAUGACUUCAAAAUCAUGACUGUCAAAAUCACUGUUCUGAUCACCGAUUUUAGUAAGGGAGCUGGAUCCGGUCUUCGUGCUUCGGAGGUAAUCCUCUUAAAGCCUGUGCCUGUACAGUGAGAAGCUGCACAAUGCAGAGAAUUUCCCUCCCUGAUGACGAUCUCAUUUCUCAUGUUCUCGAAAGUCCCGUCGGGUCAGUUUCAAUACCCCUUGUGGCUUAUCUGAGGCUGAACUGGGAACAGCAUGGCCACUCUUCAUAACGGUUCCAGGAGCCGCCAGCAAGGGAGCUUUUGCCACCUCUCGCCAGCCCCUGGCCCGCCUGUCUCUGAGAGGCACCAGAGAGUCGCGUGGCUGUCCCUCGUUCGGGCCAUCUGGCCACGGCCUUGAGAAAGCCACCCGUGAUGUCCUUCCGUGCCACCUUGACCUUAGGCUGGACGAGGCGGCCCGCUCGGUAGACUGCGGACACCUGGCCGGGAGCACAGGCAUUAACCAGUUCACGGGUUCGGGCGCUGCCAGGGGGCUGAGCCAGUCUGGGGCCCGUGCCACCGCAGCCUGGCCCUGCGUCAUGUGCCGGGCGUGUGCCCCAUGUGCCAGCGCGCCUGCCUCUUGGAGCCUGUGUCAGAGCGGGUUCUGUGGGUAACAGACGUCGUCACGGCCCGCAACUGUCGGCGGCUUUGCUGACGAGUAGCUUUGGGCAGCAGGUUUUCCGGAAAAUGUGCCCCUACCUAUAGGAUAGGCGGACUUCAGAGGUCCUCCGUCCCCUCAAAGCUGCUGAAAUGUGCAAGUGCCCAGACACCCUGACAUCCACCCUGUGUCCCCCUACGUGCCUCCCACCCCUGGAAGGAGCCCCCGACCCUCCAUACCAGGUGCGCUGAUAGGGGCCUUGACCUGUGAUUCCCGCACAGGGAAUUUUCCGCGGCUCUGCCGCUGCGUCCCGUCUCAGUCCCGCGCGUGGCGAGUCACCAGGGUGCCCCCGGCACCCCUGUGCAUGUGGUGAGUGGGGAGGAGCACGGGCUCUGGAGCAGCCUCGCGGGACCUCCUCUCCAGGCCCGGAUCUGAGCUCCGAGACUCGGGGAAGACGGCGGGUGAGGAGAGUCUCCGUCCUGCUCUGCGGGGCCGUGCGCGCCACCCACUCCCCGGGACCCGCCAGCUGGGUGCCGCCGGGGCAGAGCCCUGGGGCCCGGUGACAGGGGUGAACCUGCCCGACAAGCUGCCCCCGGGAGAUGGUAGCUCAAGGCCAGACGGAAGCACGGGUCCCGCGUUGGCGGCCAGGAUGCCCCCACCGAAACCAGCGCGGGGCCGGGCAUCGAGGGGCCACGGCAGGGCCAGCAGCCUGCCCGCGGGUCCCCUGCCUCGCGGGACGAAGGGAGAGUGUGUGGCUUGGGGCAGAAGCACGGGGCUGGUGUGGGCGCCGCGGGCGGGGAGACCCACGGCAGACGUUUGAGAACAGUGGUUUUUUGGGUGAUAUUUAGACUUCCUGUAUCGUCCACAUUUUCUGUACUUGUGUUUUCGUCAUCCACCAGAUGCAGGUAACGGGUGUGCCCUGGGCCGUUAGGCGGGAGAGGCCCCAGAGAGCAGUGGAGCAGGGGGGCUUUCCAGUCUGACCCUGGUCGGGUCCCGGCCUCACCACCUUCAGAAGCGACCGCUAGAUGAGUGUCAGGCGCUUGCCCAAGUGCGUGGCAGCUCCUUCCUCAGGCACCUUAAACGUGAGUGGUGACAUUUCACCCAGAGCCCCACAGGUUUGUCGGGAGGCUCUUCCGGUCCUUGUGACCUCACCGCACUUGAGCCCGGCCUGUGGCCUCUGGUCCUGGGAUGUCUUCCCCCCCCCCCCCCCAACCCCCAGGUGAUUAGAAACACUGCUUCGGGGUAGAAGGUCCUCUGGGUCUAUGGUAACCGCUGCUGGGACAGAGCUGAUUGACAUCUGAUCAGAACCAUGACCUUUGUGACGGCGAGCGGCCACCAUGUUUAGACAGGAAUUUCUCGCGGCAGCUUCACAAAAAAAGACGAUCCGUGUGCCAUUUAUUUGUUGUGUGAAUUUUG